ACACAACACCCUGUCCCCCGCGGCGCGCAUUCCUUUCUCUGUGCAAACCGACGCGUUUUUCACCUCAACUCCUCUUCCUCGAGCUUCUGCGCGACUCAUACCACGCAAUGGCAUCUCCCAGACUGAUCGAUCGCGCCGAGCCGGCCGUCGUUACGCACACGCACGCGCCGGUGCGAAGGUCGCGACUGCCCGCGGCGCUGCGCAUCCCAAUACUCGUCGUGCUCAACAUGGGCAUCAACACGGCGCUGUGGUCGUUCGUCUCCAACUUCCUGAGCCCAGAGCUGGGGGCCGUCAGCAAGGUGCCACAUGAGACGGACAACUGGUCUUUGUACUCGCCCGGCGCGCGGGUUGCGAUGCGCGUCCUGACCCUGUGGAUGCAGUGGUACUUCAACUACGACUUCUACGAUGUCGCUGCGCUCUCCGUCUUGACACAGGCGCCCUAUGCUUACCUCCUAAACACCUACUAUGAAAUCUCUACCCUCACCGUCGCGGCGCAUAUGAACAUCGAGGUCCUCUCCAUGGCUAUCCCGACGUUCCUCCUGCGCCCACGCGCUGCCAUCCACGACAGGCGCGCGCCGCUGCGCAACCGUUACCUACUCGACAGUGCGCAGGUGCAGCUGUCCACCUCGCUGCUGGCUAUGGGUGUAUAUGGCGUCGUGUUCUGGGCAGGCCUCCAGACCGGACUCCUCAACGUGUUCCUAGUGCGUUUCUUCGACAUCCCCACGCUCGAAGCCGCAUACAACGAAACACCCCUGUCCAUCUGCAGCAAGAUCUUCACCGCCGGCUUCGCCGCGAAAAGCUUCCUACUCAACCCUUCCAUGGCCGCGCAGUCACCCACCGCCACGCCUGUUGAAGUCUUCGAUCCCGCGAGCGCAACCUUCACGCAGACUGUAAAGCACAACUUCUGGUUCUUCAGCAGGAGGACUAGGACGCUCAUCCAGCAGACGCUCGUUUUGAACGCGUUUGUCUUCCUGAACUUGGUGCAGAGGCUGAUGACGCUUGACGGUACGGAGUAUAUUGGCGCCGCGGGCUAUGCGAGCGUUUGGGUGGCGGCGAACUCUAUCAUCGCAGCGUGGUAUGCGUGGGUGGGUAAUACGAGCGUCGAUUACGAGCCGUUGUAGUGGUCUUGCAGUGUAGCGUCAAAGUUUCACGUUGGAGAUAAAGAGAGAGAGAGAGAGUGCUGAGUUUGUCCAAGAGAUGAGGGCGCAACCAGCGCGAAUCGAGAGACGCGGGUGGCAGAGGAAAGGGCGAAGAGGACGGCGUAUACGACGGCGCCAGUUUGAUCUUGGACGUGUUUUUGCAGUCGCCAUGUAUCCUAUCUUGUUCUGUCUUGUCGCAUUUGGGAUCGGAGCCAUUGGGUCAUGCAUAUUUGUUUUCUUCUUCCCUUUCAAAUCAUAUCAUGUCAAUUCAAGUCGAGUAAAGUAGUAAAAUCAAAUCCAACAAUCCAAAUCC
Molecule: messenger RNA, 1452 nt
Organism: Dothidotthia symphoricarpi CBS 119687
Lineage: Eukaryota; Fungi; Ascomycota; Dothideomycetes; Pleosporales; Dothidotthiaceae
Exons: 2
Coding region: 108-1121 (337 amino acids)
Source: RefSeq, a predicted model, not a curated record